This is a messenger RNA of Larimichthys crocea (large yellow croaker), 4532 nucleotides long. It is a transcript of the gene apbb1, whose product is annotated as amyloid beta (A4) precursor protein-binding, family B, member 1 (Fe65). The transcript has 15 exons. Gene Ontology annotation, molecular function: transcription factor binding; amyloid-beta binding. Bases 225 to 2279 code for a protein of 684 amino acids. The record is from RefSeq and is a predicted model, not a curated record. Lineage: Eukaryota; Metazoa; Chordata; Actinopteri; Sciaenidae. Gene Ontology annotation, biological process: regulation of DNA-templated transcription. Gene Ontology annotation, cellular component: cytoplasm; nucleus.
GCCGCUAACGUUAGCCGCCUAGCCAAGAUGACGGCGGUGAUGGCGGACGGAGCCCGUUAUUUCCAGACUAAUACCGACACGUUUCAGCACGCAGGCUGCGUCUAGACGCGGAUUUUAAGAUAAACGAAGCUUUAGACUGUAGAUUGAGCUCGAGGAAAAAGGGUCGUGUCGGUUAAAAUGGGAAGGUGAAGCUGCUUCUGUGAACACUUACAUGGAAAGUUACCAUGGGAGGCCACGAUGAUGAAGACAUGUCGUAUGUUGUGAACAAGCAGAAACAGGAUGAAGAGCUGAAGAACAAGCUGAACGACAGCAGCCACUGGUGCGAGCAGGAGUCCACCGGCAACAAUGCCAAAUGGGUCAAAGAAGGCCGGAACCAGCUGCGGAAAGUGGCCGAGAACAACCAGCAGGACCAGGACCACAACUGCAACAUCAGCCAGAAUGGGAACAAGGAGGACUUCCCACCACGUCAGACCACCACUCAGGAAGAACAGCAGGGGAACGAGGAGCAGAACAAGUCUCCCAAAAUAGCAAUGACCCCCGGUCUCAGUCAGGAGGAGUCCAAGAACAUCCUGAACGAGCCGCUGCUCAUCACCGACACACUGGAGUCCACAGAGGAGAAGGAUAAAGAGAGAGAAGAGGGCGGCAAAGAGAAGGAGAAGACAUCGGAGGACGAUGAUGAUGAUGAGGAGACCUCGGGUGGAGGGCCGCAACAACAGGGGAGGGAGGGCGGCGUGGUGGGGAGGAACGCCUGCCUCCUGUUCUCCAACAUGAACGGGACGCCCAACGAUGAAGAGACCAGCUGGCCCGCUCUGUCUCAGGACAACACGGCCGACAGCUCUCCUAACGGCAACAGAGAGUCCUUCUGGGACUCCAGUGCCUUUGAGACGGACACAGACCUGCCCUCAGGAUGGAUGAGGGUGCGAGAUACGUCAGGCACAUACUACUGGCACAUCCCAACAGGCACCACCCAGUGGGAGCCUCCUUCACCCCUGGGUAAAGUCGGCGACUCCAUGAUGUCCUCGACCAUGUCCCUGGAGACUACACCCUGUGAGGAGCCCGAGGAAUCCUGGGCUCAGCUCUCCAGCACCGAUGAAGGAGCCGGUGAAGGCGAACUGUGGAGGGAGGAGGGAGAGGUCGCAUCUGAUCAAAGUCUGAAGGAGUUUGAAGGAGCCACUCUACGCUAUGCAUCCAUCAACCUGAAUUACAAUUGUGCCCAGUCUGAGGAAGAAGAGAAGCUCGCUCCGCUGUGCACAGACUUAGAAACUAAAUGUUUUGCAGUGCGCUCUCUGGGCUGGGUCGAGAUGUCCGAGGAGGACAUGGCGCCCGGAAAGAGCAGCAUCGCCGUCAACAACUGCAUCAGGCAGCUGUCUUAUCACAAACACAACCUUCAUGACACCGCUGGUAUCUGGGGAGAGGGUAAGGACAUGCUGAUGGUCCUGAAGAAUGACAACAUGAACCUGAUCGACCCGCUGGGCCAGACUCUGCUUCAUGCUCAGCCGAUCGGCAGCAUCCGUGUUUGGGGUGUUGGCAGGGACAACGGCAGGGAAAGGGACUUCGCCUAUGUGGCUCGGGACGACCUGACUCAGGUUCUCAAGUGUCACGUUUUCCGCUGCGACUCACCUGCCAAGAACAUCGCCACCAGUUUACAUGAGAUGUGCUCAAAGAUAAUGAUGAAGAGAAAGGCGAGCAAGCCGGGCGUGAGCAGGCUCAACUCUGACCCGGGUAACCCCGUGGUCAUCCCCGUGGAAGAGUUUCCUGCUCCCAAAAAUGAACUCUUCCAGCACUUCCAUGUUUAUUACCUUGGCUGUGAGGCUGUGGCAAAACCAGUCGGUAUGGAUAUAAUCAAUGAUGCACUGGAGGCGGCAGUGAAUGGCAAAGAUAGAAACGAGUGGACUCCUGUCUCUGUGAAUGUCGCACCAGCCACCCUCACGAUACUUUCAAAACAGAAUGAGGCGGUGCUGUCAGAGUGCAGGGUGCGCUUCCUGUCGUUCAUGGGCGUGGGGAAGGACGUCCACACCUUCGCUUUCAUCAUGGCGGAGGGGCCCCGAGAUUUCACCUGUCACAUGUUCUGGUGCGAGCCCAACGCUGCCAGUCUGAGCGAGGCCGUGCAGGCUGCCUGCAUGCUUCGCUACCAGAAAUGUUUGGACGCGCGUCCACCCGGCCUCGCCUCCUGCCUGCCCACUCCUCCUGCUGACUCUGUGGCUCGGCGGGUCAAGAAGGGGGUGCAGAGUCUGCUGGGCAGCUUUAAGAGCUACAGGUCAGGCUCUCAAUCCCCAUGAGCUGGAGUGAAGAUGAUCCACAGUCCAUUAAACACAAGGUCCAUCACCACAGCCCCCCUUCAAAUCUCACUUUCUCCUCCUCCUCCUCUCAUCCUUCUGCCACAGUUUCGCCUUAUGACCGUUUCACUUGUCUAGUCACUAGUCUAGUGUGUGGAGUAGUUUUUUGGGGAAAAUGCGUCUGAAAAAAACAAAACAUUGAUUUGAUUUUUUUAUUUUGGCGUUUUACUUUGUACAACAAGUUUGAACCGCCUGACAUCUCUGCGGGAUUCUUUCUGUGAGUCUUAACUAUUUUUGUGUUUUAACAGAAACAAUGCUAUGAAUGUCGGUUUAUGGAUGUAAUAUAUAUAUUUUACAUGCAGACACUAGAAUUUGCUUGAAAAAAAAAAAGUGGUUGCUAGAUUCUCUCACAGAAACGUUUCUCUCCUCCUCCUCCUCGGUGCAGUUCUCAUCUCUAACGCUCCUCUCUUUUUUCUACUCUUGAACAAAGGUACUGUAACACAGUCGUCGUCACAGAAACAUCACCGCACCCUUCUCUCGCCCUCUCUCCACCUUUUAGGCUGUAAUACAAGCGCUCGGUUAAGUGUGCCAAGUAGUUCUGUGUACCCGACCCUCCCGAACACGACGUGUUUUAGUCUUCCAAAGAACUGUAUGGUCAUCUGUCACGUAGUGAGCAACCACUGAUUUGAGUGUAGUGUGUUCCUCAUUCAUUCUGCAUGAACAUUUGCAAGUUCAGUGCUAGUGUGCAAUAAUCAGAUGUUCCUGUACGGCGUGGUGACGUGACGGCUGGCUGGAUCGGAGCGUGCGAGGCUGACGGGAACAGCGGAGCCAUUUUCUCGCGCGAUAGAAAUAAAAGUAAUAAAACUCUACAAACUCUGGGUGUUCACGCAGCCGUUUACCACCAACAGCUACUGAACGGUGAAACUCGCCACGAGCUGCAUGUUUUUUGAUAGCUUAGAGUUUUUUGCUGCUCGCAGCGGUUUUAGCGCUUAAGACCCCCCAUAAAUGUAUCCUGUAAAUUCUUUCUGUGUUUCCGUGCGGUGGGAGGAGGCUGGAGUCGAUGUGUUGUCUCGUGUUUCAUAGGCAUGUCACUCUAGUUAGUGUCAGUGUUUCUCAUAAGCUUAGCAGUAGAGAGUUAGACUUCCUGUCGCUUCCUUCAGACUGAAAAAGACCAGAGCGGGUUAAUCCACGGUUUGCGUAUACGGGAAAACCUCAAGAUCAUUUCUCCGAUGGUUUACACUUUUCUUUUUUCCCCUCUCCAGUUAAUGUAUUUUUUAUUGUUUCCACGCACUACAAUGUACAAUUUAAGACGGUUAGCUCGGUAGAUUUACUUUUUUAUAAAGAAAACACUAAUUAGCCAAGUCGUGUUUUAUCUUUGUGUGUAUGUCAGUGAUCAAUACUGUAUGUAGCACAAUAGUAAUAGUCAUCUCUAAUACUAAAGAUGCAGUUUGUAAGAUUUGUUGACCUGCAGGGCGUUUGUUUGUUUGUUUGUUUGUUUGUUUGUUUGGCCACGCUGUCUCCUCGGUCCACGACGUAAAGACGAAAAUAAGUCCACAAGAUUAUUUUAGAGCAAAUGUAUCAAUUAAAUAACGAGGAAAUUAUUGUGCAAGCGAAUGUACAGACAAAACAAAUACAGCUUAUAUUUAUGAAACGGUGAUUUCAUGACGUGAGACUUUGUUAAAUAUUGAAAUAUAAACCGGUGCACAAAGGUCUCGUUUUCCUGCCAUCAGCAUCGAAUUGUUUUUUUCUUGUUUUUAACUUUCUAGCUUUUGUUUUUGGAUAUUUUCUUUUAAAAAGCUGAAAUCAGAAAAAAGAAGUUUGGUGCUUGUAAAAUCUCUAAUCCAUGUUUGGAUUUCAAAGUGAGCACAGAGACGUGUGACAGAUUUCCAAUUCUAAAGCUGUCAUGGAGUCGGUCCUCUCUGUGACGACUGGCCUUCCUCCAACUUUUCUCCGUAGGUUCCUAUAGACGUUUUUAACAUUUUAGACGUGCUCAAACACUAAAAACUCUUACCAACUGCUUCUUUAUACGUGUAAGUUAUAACACUAAUGAAAGUUAGUUGACUCAUGUUACUGCCUUGUCACUCAUGUGUCACUUGGAAAUAUUUCUUUUGCCGUGUCCAGUCGGUGGCAAAAACACUAAAGCCAGACGAGUUAAAGAACAUUAGCAGAUUAAUUUAUUUCUGUUCAUGUAAAUUAGGUGUAUAAAAUGUAUGUAUAUAAAAGUCACUGCACAAUAAAUGUGAACAUAUCAUAAAA